CGCAGCACCUAUUCUUAUAACAUAAGGAAGGGCAAUCAGUUGACGAGAACCUCUUGAACUAUCGGUACCCAGACUCGGACGCGCACCAUACCAAAACUCACGUGGAACCUCCCGCGCAAAGUCGCGCGCGAAGUCAUUUUUGAAAGAUUUGAAUGUUGAAAACAUUCGAAAAAAUGAAUAUUGUUAGGCAAACAAAGUGUUCUGUGAUCUAAGGCUAGUUUUUUUUUUGUUUGAAAUCAAAUCAUUGAGGCAGCCAAAAUGUUUACACGGUUUGAUGCGAAUAAAUCGACCAAAGGGGCCAGCAAACUUCGACGGGACCUGAUCAAUGCAGAAAUAGCUAAUCUUCGAGAAUUGUUACCUUUGCCACCUUCUACGAGGCAGCGACUUUCUCAACUCCAACUAAUGGCUUUAGUCUGCGUUUACGUUAGGAAAGCUAAUUAUUUCCAACAAGCAUUCAAAUGCCAUGAUGUUGGAUUGCAUCAGACGCCAACGCCCAAUAUAGGAUUCUCUAAGGCUUUGAGUGGUUUUUUAAUGAUGAUGACACAAAACGGCAAACUAUUGUACAUAUCCGAUAAUGCUGCAGAGUACCUGGGUCAUUCCAUGGUGAGUGUAAUUAUGAAGGAGGAUUUACUUAUACAUGGAGAUAGUGUUUACGAUAUCAUAGACAAACAAGAUCAUCAAGCCAUACAAUGUGAACUAGGAAGGCCAGUAGUUAAUACAGGAACUAACAAUAACCCUCAAGAGGAAAAUAGGUUAUUUUUAUGUAGAAUGAAUGUUUCAAGAAAUGCUAGACGUCAAAUGAGAUUUGGAGACCAAAAAGUUGUAUUAGUUCAAGGCCGCUACCUAUCAUUUUUGCCGUUAUGCAGUAGAAACGAACCAGUAUUUUUAGCAACGUGUACCCCAGUUGCCAUGCCAGAAACUAGAGAAUGUGUAGUUCAAGGAGCGACCAACGUAUUUACAUCUAUACAUUCAAUGGAUAUGAGGUUUAUACACAUAGACAAUAAUGGGGAAUUUUACCUUGGAUUUCCCCGAUCUGAACUACAAGGAGUAUCAUGGUACCGUCUUCUUCAUUGGGAUUCCACCCGGGAAGCUCAAACAAAACAUAGAUUAAUAACACAAUCAGAGCAAGAACGGUCUUGUAUAUUAUUGGCUCAAAUUCAACGCCGUUCUGGUGAUUGGCUUUGGAUGCAUUGCGUACUUCAAGUAAAAGAAAGUUCCGAGAGUAAUCAGCAACCAGUAAUCGUUUGUACCAACCAGGUGCUCUCAGAAGCUGAAGCUGCGGUCAUGCGCAACAAUGGGUGGUUGUAUCAUUACUAUUCUGUACAAAAUAAGCUUCAUUAUGGAUUAGCUUAUGAUGGAUCCCAUCCUGCUUCCAGACUUCUAUAUUAUCCAGAACAUAGUGGUCAUAGUGCGUCUGAAUAUACAACUAGCCAUCAUGAUGUGACAUCUUAUCAUCCGCAUCUAGCUGCCAUGCCGGUCUCUUUGCAUACGCAAUUGACAACGCAUCAUGUUGGAGCUGCCACGCAUGCCCAUCAUAACCAACAUCACCACCAUCACCACCACCACCAUCAUCAUCACCGCAGAGCAGAAUCUGAACCAGUAGAUUAUAGUUACGGCAAAAGAAAACCUAAGAACUUAAAUACUUUGGAACUAGAUGUGGGAAUAGCUACGGAAACUGAUGCUGGCGGAGGAGGUGAUGGUUUAUUAGUUAUUUCCCAUAUACCAGACCGACCGAGAACGCUCUUGAAAGUCGAUCCUCACGAUCUUAUAGAACAGUGGAAUCCUAGCCCACCUUGGUCCGACACCUUACAGAAAGUGCCUGAUUUAUGCCAUCAAGAACUGAGUCCCUACGUUGGCAGUACUCCGCCUACUCCUACAGCAACACCCAGUGUGCAUGCUGGAGGUGCAUUUUCUUUCGACUGGACACCGGAGCAGUACGUACCUUCGAUAAGUGGUACUCCUGUGACAACAGGAUCAAUGGAGGAACUAGAACGUUCGCCUUUCUGGCAUGGAUCAGAAAGGCAACUCUUUCCCCUGCAACCACCGCCCAAAAGAACCCAUCCUUCAAUGGGGCGAUCCGAAUCGGCUGACCGAGAUACACCUUAG
This is a messenger RNA of Ceutorhynchus assimilis (cabbage seed weevil), 2106 nucleotides long. NCBI's taxonomy places the organism in Eukaryota, Metazoa, Arthropoda, Insecta, Coleoptera, Curculionidae. The record is from the annotation of a GenBank genome assembly.